This is a messenger RNA of Alosa sapidissima (American shad), 338 nucleotides long. Its product is annotated as histone H4. The coding region runs from base 4 to 315 and encodes 103 amino acids. Gene Ontology annotation, biological process: nucleosome assembly. Gene Ontology annotation, cellular component: nucleosome. Lineage: Eukaryota; Metazoa; Chordata; Actinopteri; Clupeiformes; Clupeidae. The transcript has a single exon. Gene Ontology annotation, molecular function: protein heterodimerization activity; structural constituent of chromatin; DNA binding. The record is from RefSeq and is a predicted model, not a curated record.
AAGAUGUCCGGCAGAGGCAAAGGAGGGAAAGGUCUUGGAAAAGGAGGCGCAAAGCGUCACCGCAAAGUUCUUCGUGAUAACAUCCAGGGGAUCACCAAGCCUGCAAUUAGGCGUCUGGCCCGCCGUGGUGGUGUGAAGCGUAUCUCUGGUCUCAUCUACGAGGAGACCCGUGGUGUGCUGAAGGUUUUCCUGGAGAACGUGAUUCGCGAUGCCGUCACCUACACCGAGCACGCCAAGAGAAAGACUGUGACCGCCAUGGACGUCGUCUAUGCUCUGAAACGCCAGGGUCGUACACUUUACGGUUUUGGUGGUUAAAGAUCAAAUCUCUCUCGACUUAA